GUACUCUGGGAAUUUUUAGUUCGAACUAUUAUGUUGCGUUCAUGCUGAUUAUAGAGACUUUUUGUUAGAUAUAUAAUAAAGUUAGCAUUAUUUUUGUCGUACAGAAGGUCGCUGAAUGACUGCAACAGUCAUUUUAAACCGGUUUGAUAGUUUUAUCUUUUCAGCGCCGUUGAUUGAGACUCGACUAGAUUGUUUUUGUAUUUGUGUCAGUUCUUUUUAUUUCAGCUCAUCACUCCAGCAUGACUUCAGCUUCCACAAAGGUGGGCGAGAUCUUCUCGGCUGCAGGCGCGGCAUUCUCUAAACUGGGUGAACUGACCAUGCAGCUGCAUCCAGUGGCAGACUCAUCUCCUGCAGGAGCCAAAUGGACCGACACGGAGAUUGAGAUGCUGCGAUCUGCAGUUCGCCGCUUCGGUGAAGAUUUGAACAGCAUCAGCUCAGUCAUAAAGGAGCGCACAGUUGCCCAGAUUAAGACCACAGUGAAAAGGAAGCUGUAUGAGGACAGCAGGGUUCCUCUCACUGCAGAGUCGCCUAAAAAAACUAUGAAGAAAACCACAGUGACACUGCCACCGCCUCCUGCAUCAGUGGCCCCCACUGUUAUCACUGUUCCAACCUCACAGGUUGUUGUCACAACUGGAUUGCAGAGUUCUUCAUCUUUACAACCAGCAAUAAAAAACCCUAAACCAGCAGAUGUGACUCUGAGUGCUCUCAAUGACUCUGAUGUGAACAGUGAUUUGGUGGAUAUCGAGGGGCUUGGAGAAGGCUCCACUAAAAAACCAAACUUUGACCAAGAGAGCUUGAAUCUGGACUCCAGUCUUAUAAUGAACUCCAGUGAUUUGCCCCUGCUGUCCCGCUGAUCUUCAUUGCUCAGUCAAAGUGAUAUUCAGGGAAAUGGGGACAAAGAUUAUUAAGGACAGCACAUGUAAAGAUUCUGCAGUUUGAUCAUGAGAUACACAGAAUGGUGAAGGCAGCAGUUGGCACCUGUUAAAUCUUUUCCACCGUGGGUCCAAAUAACACCAGUCCAAACCUCUACUACAUCACCAACCAUUUUCUACCCCUUUCAGUGAAGAAGUAUUACAUCUUUAGUUCUUAUGCAGCAAAAAUGAAGUUUUUUUUAAUCUAAUGGAAAGGAAUCUAAUGGAAGAUGGAAAAUGUUUUUUGUGGUUCAUGUUGUGUGAUCUGCUUUGCCCACAUUUGAAAAGGGGUUUACAGGACAGUGGUGCAACGGUCAAACUACUUGUAAAAAUACUUAUUUUAUUUUUUGUAUUUUUAAUAGGCCCUUUUGGCUAAAGUAAAUCUUUGUGAAGUGACAAAAGAUGCUGACUGUAAUGGAAAAGUGGCAGCAUGCAAUCAAAAAUAGUUAAAGAAUUUUACCAUUUUUUUCACUGUAUGUUAGGUGCAGUUUCUAUUGUAUGUAUAUAUAUUAUUUUAACAUUACAUUAUCAAACAGGUCAUUUCAACCGUAAACAAGACAUGCCUGUUUAAAUUUCAUAUGAACAAAUCAGCUUGACAUACAUUGUCUUAGCUCAGAAUAAAAAGACAGCAUGCAAAUCAAUAAAAUGAGUUUUUAUUAUGA
Messenger RNA from Ctenopharyngodon idella (grass carp), 1573 nucleotides. It is a transcript of the gene bacc1, whose product is annotated as chromosome 10 C17orf49 homolog. The record is from RefSeq and is a predicted model, not a curated record. The transcript is spliced from 6 exons. NCBI's taxonomy places the organism in Eukaryota, Metazoa, Chordata, Actinopteri, Cypriniformes, Xenocyprididae. Gene Ontology annotation, cellular component: MLL1 complex; NURF complex. Bases 240 to 854 code for a protein of 204 amino acids.